Danio aesculapii is the source of this 1528-nucleotide messenger RNA. RefSeq names its product COMM domain containing 9 (gene commd9). The coding region runs from base 437 to 1030 and encodes 197 amino acids. The transcript is spliced from 6 exons. NCBI's taxonomy places the organism in Eukaryota, Metazoa, Chordata, Actinopteri, Cypriniformes, Danionidae. The record is from RefSeq and is a predicted model, not a curated record.
GGCUCCGUUCUAAUAUAAAUGUUUUUGUGUAUGAGUUUAAGCAGUUGUCCUAAACUCAUUGACUAAUGUUUAUAAUAAUAACUGUUAGAUUGCAUUUCAUUUGCCAUGUUUAUAAAAUGUUUUCUAAUCGUGUUCUGUCCCUCAAUGUUUUUCAGUUUCGCUAAAUGCCUUACAAAGAAUAGUAAAUCUGGCCCUGUCUAUUUUGAUGGCUGACUAAAAUCUGAAUUUUACAAGAUUUGUUGAAUACAUGGGUUGUGUUUUAUUUUUAAAUAUGGCCUAAUAAAGAAGCUGUUCCUUAAGAUCUACACACACACCCAAAGCUAAAUCAAGGCCCGAAGUCGCCGUAUUACCGUCUUUAGAUGACGUUUCCGCUUUGGGUCUUUUAUUUUGACACCAGACCAAAUCGUGAAUUCACGUGACGGUCUCAGUAUCAAACAUGGCUUUCAUUACAGAAGAGCAGUUCACUGCUUUGCAACUGCUGUUAAAGGCUCCGUCUAAAGAUGCUGUUCGGCAGAUCUGCACAGAGAGUUUCCCAAACGGAGCCUUCAAGACUCAAUCUGUAGUGGAGAAAACUGCUAAUGCUCUCUCUGUGUCUCACAAAGAAGCAGUCCAGUUGCUGACUGCAUUUCACACCCUCUCACAUCAUAUUGUAUAUCAUAACUUAACAUCUCCGGAGCAGAUCCUGUCAAUUUUCCCAGAAUCAUUCCACUCAAACCUGAAGAACCUGAUCACCAAAAUUCUCUUGGAGAACAGUGCCAAAUGGAGAAGCGAAGCUCUGGCAAAUCAAAUUUCGCUGCCAAAGCUGGUGGAUAUGGAGUGGCGAGUGGACAUGAAAACUGCUUCAGACUCAUUGAGUCGUAUGGCUGUGCCAACCUGUCUGUUACAAAUGAAACUUCAGGACACUCCGUGCAUUAGUGGUGGUCCCAGUGAGUCUACAGUAACAAUGGAGCUGAGUAAAGAAACGCUGGACACCAUGAUAGACGGUUUGGGUCGCAUUAGAGAUCAGCUCUCUGCAGUGACGAGGAAGUAGAGCAGAACAAGAGACGCUGCACCUUUACCUGUCUGUGGACAUUCAGAUGGAGAAUGGUGGAGACUGGAAGAAUCCUGCAAAUGUAAAAAAAAAAAAAAAAAAAAGACAUUAAAUAUAGUCUUGGCAGAUUCACAUUGGGAAAUAGUUUGCUCUUGUUUUCUGUUUUAUUUCAUGUUUAUAACCUAUUUGAAUGCUGUUUUUUACUAACGUUUCCAUUCCAGAAAAUCAGUUUUAUUGUUGUGAUACAUUUUCACAACAACAAACUUAACAAAAGCCUAAUAAAUUACAAUUUUACUCUGUUAAGUGGAUUUAAAUACUUUUUCAGCUUACCACUGGCAAUAAAUGGUGUUUCUAAACGUUAAAAUAGUUGCUCUAGUAGUUAGUAAAUGACAUUUCCAGUGUUUCAUUUUAUGCAUGACCAUGAGAGGCGCUGUAAACGUCAAUCUUUUAUGAAUCUGUGAAAUAUUUCAAAAUAAAAGUGUGAGACCCUCUGAGAAA